GGCACAUGCAAAGUAAUAGCUUCUUUCUAACGUCUUCACUAAUAACGCUCUACUAGUACGGAGAAAAUAGCUACGCCGAUACUAAAAUGUCAGAAGCACAGCCCUGUGGUAGCCCCUCCGCGGUGGAAGAGAGACCGGAUAUAGCACCCAAGCGAAGAAAGCUCCGGAAAGGCACCCAAAGCUGCUGGGAAUGCAAGCGGCGCAAAAUCCGGUGCACCUUUGCAGCGCCUACAGACGCCACCUGUGAUGGGUGUAAAAGUCGUCAAACAAAGUGCAUUAGUCAGGAAUUACCUGAUGACACGGCAUCUACAAGAAAACACGACAAUAGGCUUAGCCGGCUAGAAUCUCUAGUCGAACAACUGGUUCAGCGGGACAGUCGACUCAAGCAAGAUGAGGUCCUACAUCGAACUGUAAGAAACGCCACCAAUAUUUCAAGCCAUUUAGGUACACCAAACACUCAUGGUACUUACCCUAAUCUGUCUCCCUCCGCGGCGACAGCAAUCCCUGGCCUGGGGCUAGCGAGUCAAGCGACCGGAAAUCUUGAUGGUCUAUCCCGUGCUCUCCUAGAAGCGUGGCCUAGCCAAGAGGACCUCGAUAUAAUCUUAAGCGUCCCGGUCCAUGUUUCGAUAUUAUUUCAUGGCGUGGUCUUUCGACCGUACUCCGAGUUUUUCUCCGGGGAAAUGGCGUCAACGCGGUGUAUGCUACAGCCACCUUCACAGGGAUCACAUCCAGUCCUGAUCGCAAGAAAAUUAUUGCUACUAGCCACACUCUUACAAGGUAUCCCGCCCAGCUCUACGAGCGGACUCGUCGGUCUGAGUUUAGACCACCAUGAUCUUAUGUCUCUUGUGUUCAACGCCGCUACUAGGUUAGUGACAAGUAACGACGAACUCAUCAACUCCCUUGAGGGCAUUGAGUGCAUCAUGGUGGAGAGCAUGUGUUUGGAUAACGCAGGGUCCCUCCGCCGCGCCUGGCUAGCAAACCGUAGAGCUAUGGCCGCAGCGCAGAUGAUGGGACUACACUCCGGCACCAGCUCCCCGGUUAUCAUCGAGAGCGAAACACGGGAUCGUAUUAACCCUGAUUACAUGUGGUUUCGCAUUGUCCUCACAGAUCGAUAUCUGUCGUUAAUGCUAGGUCUUCCCCAAGGUACACCCGAAAACGUUUUUGCCAGUCCAGAUGCACUCGACAAGUGCAUGGAUGUGGAACGCAUGGAGCGUAUGGCGGCAGUUGCUUCUAGUCUUAUUCUCCAGCGAAAUAGUGCCGAAAGGACCGACCCCGUGGCGACGCGCAAGAUUGACAAGAUCCUGCAGGAUGCUGCCGCGAUAAUGCCACCACGGUGGUGGCUGAUGGCUUCUGAUCCCACUACCAUUACUAGAGAUGGCGCAAAGGCGUUUGAGGAAUCUGUCCGCCUUAUGAAUCAGUUCGCAUACUAUCAUCUUCUCGUUCGGGUGCAUUUGCCGUAUAUGAUGUUGCCUUCAUCAGUUGAGCCCAGCUACGAUUACAGCAAGAUGACUGCUGCAAGUGCCAGUCGCUCAAUCGUUACGCUGUUCGUUUCAUUUCGAGACUCCUGUCCAAAUAAUAUCUACUGUCGCGGCGUCGAUUUCGUUGCUUUUAUUGGAAGCAUAGUUUUAUGUCUUGCGCAUAUCGAAGUUCGUCGCCAGCUCAACACCGAUAAUGGCAAAGACAUCGGCAAUUUUCAAUCCCUUCGCCACCAACGAUUAGGCGAUCGUGGACUACUCGAACGUACCCUCGAAAUAAUGGAGGCAAUGGCUGAAAUUCAUCAGGAUGUCAUUGCCCAAAAGAUCUCUAGCAUCCUCCGGCCAUUACUCGCUAUUGAGGAUAACUCUUUCCAAGGAGGUUGUUACCAUGUUCAUGCCUCCUCAGAGGUUACCAAGCAGGAGUCUCAGUGUAUUGGUAAUACGAAGGAUGCUUUCCACGCGCUCCAUAUACAUAUCCCGUACUUCGGGAUUAUCCAGAUCGAACAUCACCCUCCCCUUCCAAAUUCGGUUGAGCUAGCGCAGUCCGGGAGCCUUCCUGUAUCGCGAUACACUGACACGGGUCUUGUCACCCUUCACGAACCAGUCUCCACGCUCAACCGAGAUAAAGGAGGAACGUCCCCCCAAACCCGCCCACCAGGCUAUGAAUUCAGCGUCGUCGAGCCUGUUAAUGCUGAUUGGCAAGCCAUUCCGUCGUCUUUCGAUACAAGUGCGUCGCAAGAGAACUACCUUAAUCUGUUAGUCCCGGGCCUGGAGGCAGGCAUAGAUGACUGGACGCUACAAGGUGUCGACAUGGCUUUAUUCAGUGAUCUCACACAAGACUCGGCGGACUCAACCCACUAAUAGUGAGCCAGUCCGGCAUGCUGCCUACUCCAUGCUAUUUAAUUGCUGGCAAAGAAGCCCAAGGGUUCCAUGACGCUGCCUAUUCAGUACCUACCACAUAUAACAGGAUAAGACUAGGCUAAGAAAUGAACAAUAUGGUCUAUGGGGGAGGGUUGAAUACACACGAUGAGGACUCAUUCAAGUCUCAGAUAUGUGAGUCAUAUCUAUCAUGAGACACGGAGUAUAUCAUAUGAAAAGGUAGCUUACUAAUUAACAGACUGGCAUACAUGACUAUCAAAGAUUUUCCGCAAGGAAGCCG
Molecule: messenger RNA, 2634 nt
Organism: Annulohypoxylon truncatum
Lineage: Eukaryota; Fungi; Ascomycota; Sordariomycetes; Xylariales; Hypoxylaceae
Exons: 1
Coding region: 87-2336 (749 amino acids)
Biological process (GO): DNA-templated transcription; regulation of DNA-templated transcription
Molecular function (GO): DNA binding; zinc ion binding; DNA-binding transcription factor activity, RNA polymerase II-specific
Source: RefSeq, a predicted model, not a curated record